Thunnus maccoyii (southern bluefin tuna) is the source of this 3435-nucleotide messenger RNA. RefSeq names its product TRPM8 channel-associated factor homolog. The coding region runs from base 272 to 3037 and encodes 921 amino acids. The record is from RefSeq and is a predicted model, not a curated record. NCBI's taxonomy places the organism in Eukaryota, Metazoa, Chordata, Actinopteri, Scombriformes, Scombridae. The transcript has 13 exons.
GGACGGGUUGUUGUGAUCACAGAAGAAGGACUUCUGAGAAGAGAGAUGGUGUUCUAGGUGGAUAGCCUCGUUUGGAAAACUGUUGUCGCAGUGUAAUAAUACAAACAGAAAGUCAAGCUAACUUUCAGCACAGCCUGACAAAACACACCUCCAUCUACGCUCAACUGGUUAAUCUUAUGUGCUAACGCAAUUUACAUCUCACUCAGCACAGCUUUCUUUUGCCAUCCACCCUCCUCUUCAUCCGAUCUUCAGAGCAUCAAUAAUUCUCAUCAUGACCACCCAGCCCUCCCAACACCAGCAGCGUGAAGAGGCCUACAUCUCCCUGAUGAGAGGCUUGAAAGAGCUGGACCUCUGUGGUCCCUGUGUUCCCAGCAAUCUGGUUCUGAUUGGAGACGAUGCCUUUCCUUUAGUAAUGAACAGCCAAGGCCAGAUCCUGAUGGCUGCCUCUCUGUACGGCAGUGGAAGGAUUGUGGUCUUGGGUCAUGAGGGUUACCUGACAACCUUUCCUGUUCUGGUAGAGAAUGCUCUGACCUGGCUGCGAGGAGAUACAUCUAAAAACUUGUCUGUGGGGGUCCACAAGAAUGUCAGGGGAGUUGCUGAUAAUCUCAGCAGAUCCAGCUUCCAAGCCAAAAUUGUGGAGGCCUUUAGUGACAAUCUAGAGGUUGGCGUGUAUGUGACAGAUGCCUACAGCGUGGAUGCAGACGUAAAGCAGCUGGUGGCGUUUCUGAAAGCUGGAGGAGGAGUGCUGAUAGCCGGACAGGCGUGGAGCUGGGCUGCAGAUCAUCCUAAGGAGAACAAGCUGCUUGAGUUUGUAGGGAAUAAGGUGUCCAGCGUGGCAGGGAUCUACUUCUCUGAGCAUCAGGGUGACGUAGAGUGCCUUCCUGUCUGCCCUCAGAUCCCAUCCUCCUGCAUGGCUUUAGGAAUUGGUAAGGAUUUUAAGGAUGACUUGGAGUUCUUACUCCAGGGGAUAUCCGAGUUUGACCUUCAGAAUGGGGUAGUAGCUUCUGAGGUUCUGGCUCAUGGGCCUCUAGCGUUCCCCAUCGGUACCACCGAGGAUGGGCGAGCAUUCCUGGCAGGAGCCUACUAUGGGAAGGGACGGAUUGUUGUGAUCACUCAUGAAGGACUUCUGAAAAGAGAGACGCUGGCUCCAUUUUGGAACAAUGCCCUUCAUUGGUUGGAUCAAGGCAGGAAUGGGGUUGUUGGUGUGGUGCCAGGUCUUAACCAAGCCUUCAACCUCUUCAGCAAGUCAGAGUUUAAUUGUGAGAGGACAAAUGUCAGGAAAGACCUGAGUGUAUUUGUGUGUACAGCAUACAGCGACAAUUAUGUGGAGGGGAUCCAAGAGUUUGUUGCAGAGGGAGGAGGCCUCCUGAUUGGUGGACAUGCUUGGUAUUGGGCUCAGACACACAAAGGACAAAACCCAAUGACAGAAUUCUCAGGAAACAAGAUCCUGAACAAAAUGGGCUUGAGCCUGCUAGAGAAUUACAUCACUGACGGUUCCUACAAGGCCCCUGUGCCAAGCCAGGCCAUCAAAGACACCUACUACUUCCGCCACCUUCUACGCAGCUUUGCUGGUCAUGUAACCCAGGGAGAGGAACUUACCGAGAAUCAGGAGGAAUGCCUUAAAAAACUGGGCAAGGACUGUGCCAAAUACUUGCGCAUGAAGGCUCAUGACUGCUCCUCCUAUACACAGAUGGUGUCCAACCUCACUGACACGUUAAAGAAGUCGGGCAUGCCACAGGUAUGUGACAGCCGUCCUGUGAAGAGUCCCAAAGACCACCUGCUUCUCAGCAUGGGGACAGAUGUAUAUAAGGUUUGCCCAGAUCCUGAUGAUCUCCUGCCUUACCUCAUCAAGCAUAACCCCAUGAUGCCAGUUGUCAAUAACCAGAAGAUCACGAUUAAUGCUAACACAGCAGGAGGAGAGGAGUGGAUCAGUACUGGUCUCUACCUCUCUCCUGGUAUGAGGACCUCCAUAACUGUACCGGCAGAGAUUGUCAACAAGGAAUGGAAGAUCCAGAUAGGCUGUCAAACAGACUAUCUCAAUGCUGCAGAGUUGAAGAGAGCGCCCUGUGUUCAUGAACGAUUUCCUGUUACCACAGAGAAGAUGCAGGUGUGGAACCUGUGGGGGGGACUCAUCUACCUGGUGGCUCCACCCAACACACAGGUGGAGGGGGUAGAGGUCACAGUGCAGACAGCUGUACGUGCACCAUAUUAUAAAUCUGGUGUGACAACAAAAGCUGAUUGGUCGUUGCUGCGUGCAGCUCCCUCACCCUGGGCAGAGCUGGAGUUUGAGAACAUCAUCCUUACUGUACCAUCAGAUGUUGUUCGGGAUCUGGAUUACCCCGACAAGUUGGCAGCACACUGGGAUGCCAUCAUGAGAGGCGUUGCUGACCUGGCUGCUAUCCCACACAAAUUUCCCCGCAAAGAGAGAUUUGUAACUGAUGUACAGAUUUCUCAUGGUUGGAUGCAUGCAGGUUAUCCCAUCAUGGCACAAACACCCACAGCAGCUCAUGUGGUCAGCAUUGACCAUGCUAGGACUAAAGGCAUGUGGGGCCCCAUCCAUGAGCUUGGACACAACCAACAGAGAGGCUGCUGGGAGUUCCCAUCUCACACCACAGAGUGUACAUGCAACCUCUGGUCAGUGUAUGUGCAUGAAGAGGUGCUGGGGAUCAACAGGGCAAAGGCUCAUCCAAAUAUGACUUCAGAAAAGCGAAACCAUCGAGCAGAGGAGUAUGCUAAGGGGGGCAAGAAACUCAGCAGCUGGCACAUGUGGGUCGCCCUGGAGACAUAUAUGCAGCUCCAGGAAAAGUUUGGCUGGGAUGCCUUUAAGAAGGUGUUUGCUGCCUACCACAAGAUGAGCAACUUUCCCAAAGACAACAAAGGAAAGAUGAACCUGUAUGCUGAGACUUUCUCCCAGACUGUGGAGAUGAACCUGUCUGGAUUCUUUAAAGCCUGGGGCUGGCCCAUAGAAACAGCCACUGAGGAGAAACUCUCCAACCUGCCUCCCUGGAGUGACCACCCCAUGAUCCAGUAUGGCUGAACUGUAGACUGCUGCAGAUUCAAGUGCAGAGAGAGGGGUUUAAUGAUUUAGUGUAUUAAAUGUAUUCAGUUGAUUAACAUUGUUUUCUUUUUGUUGUUGUUGUUGUCUCUUAUCAAAUAUCGCAUGUUUAAUGCAAUACAAGAAACACUACUUGACCAGUUAUAUAUCUACAGCCUUUAAACUCAGUAGCUCCAUUUGAAAAUAAUUCAUCACUCUACCAAUGAUUAUGAUCAUCUUAGAUCAAUUAUUCAACAUGACACUGCUGUACUCAAUUUGCAAACAGAAUGUGCAUGUAAGACCAAAUCUACAGAAUCAAACAAUUUUUUAUCAGACUACACUUCACUUUGAAUAUCAGUGUGAAAAACUGACAGUUUUAUUUGUUAAUGCAGCAUUAAUAC